GCUACAUCCCCGGGACUCCAGACUACAAGGAAAAGGAGGAUAUGUACGACGAGAUAAUCGAGCUCAAGAAGACCAUCCAAGCUCAGAAGUGCGAAGCGGAUCGGAUGAAGACCAAACUUCGGCGGGUGGAAGAAGACAACACCCGGAAGGACAGACAAAUGGAGCAGCUUUUGGAGCCUUUCAAGUAUUCUGAAUUUAGCUGGGUACGGACAGAACAGAAGAACGACAGCAGCUUGAUGAUAAAUGGUUUGAAGCAGAAGAUUCUCAGGCUAGAACAGCAGUGCAAGGAGAAAGACAACACCAUUAAUCAACUCCAGGCAGACAUGAAGAAUACCAACAUGGAAGAAAUGACUGUUGCUCUGCAUACUUCCUACCAAGAGAUCCGGCGCCUCCAGAACCUGCUGACACGCUCAAAAGUUGUGCAACGGAA
Thamnophis sirtalis is the source of this 430-nucleotide messenger RNA. Lineage: Eukaryota; Metazoa; Chordata; Lepidosauria; Squamata; Natricidae. The record is from RefSeq and is a predicted model, not a curated record.